Acanthaster planci (crown-of-thorns starfish) is the source of this 2893-nucleotide messenger RNA. Its product is annotated as DNA replication complex GINS protein SLD5-like. Lineage: Eukaryota; Metazoa; Echinodermata; Asteroidea; Valvatida; Acanthasteridae. The record is from RefSeq and is a predicted model, not a curated record. Gene Ontology annotation, cellular component: GINS complex. Gene Ontology annotation, biological process: double-strand break repair via break-induced replication; DNA-templated DNA replication.
GGUAAAAUCACGGAAAAAUAACAGUCCUAGUAGGUUAGAACAUGGAGGAAGGAAAGAAGAAAUACUAAUUUUGAAGUUGUGUUGGAGCAUUACGCGAACGAAGCUGGCCUACAAAUUAAUCACGUGAUCUGACCUCAAAAUGGCGUCAACCGCGGGAAGUUUGGUCAGUGGAUUGUCUACUGCUUAAUUUGUUGUUUAGGACAAACUAUUUUAAUGCACGAUUUUCUUCUUUUUAUUUAUUAUCUGCAGUCUUAAAAAACGAUGAACCAUUAGUGACUUAAAAUGGCGAGUAUUGAUGAUGAUAUAAAUGAAGAAUGGAGCGACGACGAAGUGGAAAUGACAGCAGCAGAUGUGUUACAGAAACUAGAAGAGGCGUGGUUGAACGAGAAGUUUUCUCCAGAUCUCUUAGAGAGUAAGUCUGAGCUGGUAGACUGCAUGCUAGAACAGAUUCAACAGAUGGAGAGCAAUAUCAGCCGCUGCAAGAAAGGAGACUUCCGUAUUAUUGUGCAUAAGAUGGAGAUUGACAGGAUCAGGUACAUUUUGAGCAGCUACUUGAGGAUACGAUUGGGAAAGAUUGAAAAGUAUUUCCAUAACAUUUUGAAGAAAGAAGCAGCGAGGAAGGAUGACGAACCAUCCAGGUUAUCACAGGAAGAGUUUGCCUUUGCCAAAGAGUUUGCCGAGAACACAGACAACCAUUUUAAAUCAGUUGCCCUGAGGCACAUGCCGCCUAACCUACAGGCCCUGGAGCAAGACAAAAGGGCCCCUAAGCCAAACCUAGAUGCCUAUGUAUUCCUUCGGGCCAACCAGAAGCAGGAACAAGUUCUCAUCGAGCCAGAGUUGGAGGAUGACCAAAAUGCAGAGGUCAUUGACCUGGAGGAAAGCGCACAGUACAUCAUGAGGUAUCAGCCAAUUGCAUCACUUGUGACUGGCGGAGCCGUCUCGUUAAUUUGAACAACCUGUCCGUCCACCACUCUGUUUCAAUGCAAUGUCUGCAGCCCAUGAGCUCGGAUUGUUUCCCAAGCCUGCCCGAGAUGUGCUUUAAAAGUUUGUCUCCCUCAGGUACCGGCCAGAAUUGCACUCCUCUAGAAUCUUACUUUUUGUCUCCAUCUUCCACAUCAUCUGAUUUUGAGGGUCCCUGACACUGGAGAUUCUGGUUCCAGUUUUUCUCAUUUUUGUUACAGGAACCUCAAAGUGCAUGAUACAAAGGCAGGAAUAAGAGUCUUUUUCAAAGGUUCUGGUCCUGGCUAUGAUAAAAACCACAGAAACAACCUUUUAGAAAUGCCCAUUGUGUCAUUGUUAUAUAUGCUAUUUGCAUCACCUGUUGAUGGAGGACUUUUUAAGGGCUUUGCUUUUUGAGUAUCAGGAAAUGAAUAAAAGGUAUGCUAAUGCCCAUCCUGCUGAGCACUAGCAUUGCCCUUAGCUGAUGCUGUGAAUAAGAAAGCAAAGUAACCCCCAAAAUCAUGUUACGUGUCCCUGACUGCUUUCUGUGGGGAGCCACCUGCAAUGUUUUUCUUUUAGUUUUUAACACUGGAAAAAAAGCAAAAAAUGUCAACCAACUUCCAACAUUAGACUUUCUACUGUCACUUUGCACUUAAUACAGUCAAUCGUGCAGUCUCCAUAUGUUUCAUAAAUCAAAUAUGUGCCCAUGGGUGCGGCUGUGUUGUGAUUCUUGUGAAACCUCGCUCCAAGCCUCUAAACAAACGAUCAGAACUGCUAGAAAUAUUUUCAGUUGUAUUAGCUCUUUCAUUGUUAUGUCUUUGAACUGGGGAAACAGAGAAUGUAAAACAUUGGAAAUUUAAAAAAGAAUGGUGGUCAUGUUGAAAAUAAAAACUAGAAGCCGUGCCUCCUCUUUAAAACAAAGCCUGGAUGCUAAACAUGUUUAUAUUUUUACUUGGCCAGAAACCUGUAAGAGUACUAAUAAUACAAAUUUAUGUAGCAUAUUUGUACGAAAAUUAAGGAUCGUCAUGUCCAACACUGUAUUAUUAACCUCCCAGUUGAUGGACUUGUGACCAUUUGUAAGUCUAUCCAGUAAGUGCCCAUCAGAUGAGGUCCUGUGGGUUUAAUCCAACAGAACUGCAAACUUCAAGCAGCACUGCUCUUGCCCGAGAUAAUGAAUAUUCAAACAGUGCAUGCCCAAAAGGAAGCAUAUCUAAGGUCAUUCAGGAAGAGUAAUAUGCAUGCGUGUGCUUGGUCUUAUCCUUGCCUUUUUGAAAUGCCAAGCUGGCUUAUUCCUGAGGUGAAAGACAAGCAUGGUAAAUACUGUGCAUUCUCUGCCUCUUCAAUUCUGUAAGAAUGUCAAAAAAAGUAAAACUGAAGCCAAAUCUACAUUUCCUGCUGGGAACACCUACAAAAAGUACCAAAGUGCUUCAAGCCCAUCUGCAUAAUUUUUCCAACUGAACUUUUGCCUGGCGGUAUUGUUUGAAAUUAUUUAUCUCAAAGCAAUCUUUGAAAUUGUAAAUUGUGUUCCAACUUGUACAUAGAGUACAGCAAGAGCAUUGCACAUAAAAAGUUACCGGCAUUCACAGAAAAGUUUUUCCAUACACGGAAAGCACCAUUUCCCCCUCAGCAGUACAUGUACAGUAUAUCAACCAUAUUUAACAAGGAAAACAUUGAAGUUUUCACUUAGAAACAAAAUUGUUCAGACCAGUUUCCUAGGGUUUGUGCACAUGGGCUUCAGUGAUGUCCAUGUACAUGGAACUCUUCCCACUGGGCUUGCAUUCCAAAAUGAAAUUUAUUAUCAGUUGUAGGAUUGCCAUUGAUUGUCAGUCUGUUAGAAAUGUCAAAAGUACAAGUACAUGUAUUUUAAAUGUUUAUUUUAAAGGUAGGCAAUUUAGUGUUCCAUGUUUGCCUCGUGGUUUGUGAAGGUAAUAAUAGAUAACACAGACGCCUCUUG